AGCAGCCGGAGGAGAAAGCGGAAGUGUUGAUGCGGAAAGCGGGCGAGAGCCGCAGUGACUCAGCAGAGUUUUGCGUGAAAAACACACGACAAAGUGAUGGCGGCGGAUGAGUCUCCGGCGUCUCCGUCUGAGCUCUCCGAGUGUUUCUCAGCAGAGGAUUAUGCAGCGGAGUCUCUGGCUGCAGAUCUGGACCCCUGGAUCACCUUCGACGCCCGUAAGACGCCGCGUGCAGAGUUCAGCAGCUGGCUCCAGUCCCACCGGCCCUCCAGCGUCAGCCGUUACGGGGACGGGGAGGCCGGUGCGGGGCCCGUGGGCUGGAUCGCGGUGCGGGGCCCGGACUACAGCGAGCAGAGCGGGGACGUGGAGGGCCUGCAGGACAGCUGGGAGACGCUCCUGACCAGCGGACGCUCCGUCUCCUUCCAGAACAUCCGCGAGCUGGCGCUCAACCACAGCGUGCUGGACGGCAAGUGGCUGAUGCACCUCGACACCGGCUUCAAGGUGGACCGAGCCUGGGAGAGCAUCGCCCGAGCCACAGUGCUGGAGGGGAAGAUCUGGUCCGCUAAGGUGAGCCCGCGGGACCCUAGCUCCAACUCCAGACACGUCAUCUGCGUCUACAACCAGAACUUCACGGAUGAGGAGCAGGUGGUGCGGCUGGACUCCGCCAUACGGGCCGCCGGGGUCAAGUGUGUGCUCUACUACAAGCCCGACGUCUACACGUAUCUGGGCAUCUACAGGAACAACCGCUGGAAGCUCUGCCCCACCAUCUACGAGAGCAUGUUUGACCUGGAGAGCGUCCCGCGCAGAUCACACAUCCUCAACAAGGUCACCAACCUGGAGCUCAGCUAGCUCUGCGGCGUUGUGGCAGCGUUGCAGGAGCAUUUCUGGAACGUUCUUUAAGCCUUUCUGGAACAUUUAAGGAGCAUUGCUUGAAUGUUGCUGAAACAUUUUCUGGAGCAUUUCAGGAACGUUUCUGGAAUGUUGCUAAAGCGUUUCUGGAGUGUUUGCUGGAGCAUUUCAGGAAUGUUGCUGGAACAUUUUAGAAGCAUUCCUGAAUCGCUCCAGAAGCGUUUCUGGAAUGUUGUUGAAACGUUUCUGGAGCAUUUAAGGAAUGUUUCUGGAACGUUUUGGAAGCAUUGCUGGAAUGUUGCCGAAAUGUUUUUGAAGCAUUUCAGGAAUGUUUAUGGAGCAUUUCAGAAAUGUUGCUGGAACUCAUUUGAAGCGUUGCUGGAAUGGUGCUAAAACGUUUCUGGAGCGUUUCAGGAAUGUUUCUGGAGUUUUUGCUGGAGCGUUUCAGGAAUGUUGUUGAAAUGUUUCUGGAGCGUUUCAGGAAUGUUUCUGGAACGUUUUAGAAGCGUUGCUGGAAUGGUGCUAAAACGUUUCUGGAGCGUUUCAGGAAUGUUUCUGGAGUUUUUGCUGGAGCGUUUCAGGAAUGUUGUUGAAAUGUUUCUGGAGCGUUUCAGGAAUGUUUCUGGAGUUUUUGCUGGAGCGUUUCAGGAAUGUUGUUGAAAUGUUUCUGGAGCGUUUCAGGAAUGUUUCUGGAACGUUUUAGAAGUGUUGCUGGAAUGUUGCUAAAACGUUUCUGGAGCGUUUCAGGAAUGUUUCUGGAGUGUUGCUGUAAUGCUGUUGGAGCGUUGCAGGAGGGUUUCUGGAAAUUUGCCAAAGCAUUGCAGGAGUGUUGAUGGAGCAUUGAUGAAGAGUUGCAGGAGCGUUGAUCAAGUGUUGUUAGAGAGUUGCAGAAGCGUUAAUCAAGUGUUAUAGGAGAGUUGCAGGAGCGAUUCUGGAGCAUUGAUCAAGCAUUGAUGGAGCAUUGCAGGAGCGUUGAUUGAGCAUUGCUGGAGUGUUCUCUUUUUUCUGUUGUGAUGCAAUACUCUGCAUGCAGACUUGUGUACAUGUAAAUACGCAGCCCGAGUGUUGAAGGGCUUUGACAGAUUUUUUUCUGUGUUUGUUGGAGUUCUUUUAAAACCUUUUUUAUAUUUAAAGCAUAAUUUUGUUCAAUAGUUCAUUUUGCCAAAUAAAUAAAUAAAUAAUGGAGACAUUUGAAA
Messenger RNA from Danio rerio (zebrafish), 2042 nucleotides. RefSeq names its product zgc:63470. The record is from RefSeq and is marked validated. NCBI's taxonomy places the organism in Eukaryota, Metazoa, Chordata, Actinopteri, Cypriniformes, Danionidae.